AUGCGCGCCGCCAUCCUCGCCGCAUGCUGCGCGACGGCCCACGCCCUGUCGGCGACGCAGCAGAAGACGAUCCAGCGGCGCCAGCUCGGGUCCAGCGACCUCGUCGUCAGCGACGUGUGCCUGGGCACGAUGACCUGGGGCAAGCAGAACACGCUCGAGGAGGGCGUGUCCCAGCUGAACAUGGCCUUCGACGACUACGGCAUCAACUUCCUGGACACGGCGGAGAUGUACCCCGUGCCGACGGAGGCCGAGACGCAGGGCGCGACCGACAAGACCAUCGGCGAGUGGCUGCGGCGCCGCGGCAAGCGCGACGACGUCGUCCUCGCGUCCAAGAUCUGCGGCGCGUCGGAGCGCAUCACGUGGGUCCGCGACGACGGCCGCGGCACGCGCGUGACGAAGCGGGACAUGGAGGAGGGCGUCGACGCGUCGCUCAAGCGGCUCGGCACGGACUACGUGGACCUGCUCCAGAUCCACUGGCCGGACCGCUACGUGCCCAUCUUCGGCGCCGACGCCUACGACGCGUCGAACGAGCGCGAGUACGUGAGCUUCCUCGAGCAGCUGGAGGCGAUGAAGGACCUGCGCGACGCGGGCAAGGUCCGCCACUUCGGCGUGAGCAACGAGACGCCCUACGGCGUGUGCCAGUUCGCCGCGGAGGCGGCGAAGGACGGCGACCUCCCCGAGAUCUGCUCCAUCCAGAACAGCUACUCGCUGCUCGUGCGCUCCGACUUCGAGAACGGCCUCACGGAGGCGUGCUCCAUGACGGACGUCGGCCUCCUCGCGUACUCGCCCCUCGCGGGCGGCAUCCUCUCGGGCAAGUACAGCGGCGACGAGCCGCCGCCGGGCGCGCGCCUCAACCUCUUCCCGGGCUUCAUGCCCCGCUACAAGCAGUCGCUCGCCAAGGAGGCCGUCAACGAGUACGAAAAGGUCGCGGCCGCCUUCGGCCUCUCGCCCGCGCAGCUCGCGCUCAAGUGGUGCUACACGCGGCCCCACGUGGCGUCGACGAUCAUCGGCGCGACGUCCCUCGCCCAGCUCCGGGAGAACGUCGACGCCUACUUCCUCGACGCGCUCCCCGAGGACUGCGAGGCCGCCGUCGCCGACAUCUACCGCCGCUACCGCGACCCGUCGAAGACGUGA
This is a messenger RNA of Aureococcus anophagefferens, 1134 nucleotides long. RefSeq lists its product as hypothetical. The record is from RefSeq and is a predicted model, not a curated record. Lineage: Eukaryota; Pelagophyceae; Pelagomonadales; Pelagomonadaceae. The coding region runs from base 1 to 1134 and encodes 377 amino acids. The transcript has a single exon. Gene Ontology annotation, molecular function: oxidoreductase activity.